Aricia agestis (brown argus) is the source of this 1884-nucleotide messenger RNA. Its product is annotated as proton-coupled folate transporter-like. Lineage: Eukaryota; Metazoa; Arthropoda; Insecta; Lepidoptera; Lycaenidae. Bases 174 to 1613 code for a protein of 479 amino acids. The record is from RefSeq and is a predicted model, not a curated record. The transcript has 7 exons. Gene Ontology annotation, cellular component: membrane. Gene Ontology annotation, biological process: transmembrane transport. Gene Ontology annotation, molecular function: transmembrane transporter activity.
UGUAUGUAUUUUAAAAUUUACAAAUUGUUUAUAAAAUGCGCACAAUUAGGUCUUUGCAAACUAUUUGCAUAAAACCAGCCGCAGUGAUCAGUCGCACGUUAUAUUGAUUGCCUGGCUACUAUCGCACUAUUUCUUAUAAAUUAUAUAUUUUUUUGGGUACAUUGUUUCAAACAAUGUCUGAAGAAAAUGAAUCUAUUAAUAAUGGUGAUAAUGAUUCAAAUACGAGGGCUGUUAGUAGUUCAAGACCUUCUAGAUUAACCAUGGAACUUCCACUGUUUUUAACUAUGUUAUCAGUGUCACUAACAGGGGUAGCAAUAAGCAACAUUAUUCUGUACAGGACAUGUGUUCAUUCAUUAAAUCACAGCGAAGAAGAAUGUAAAGUAUUUCUUUCGCCUAUCAGAAAUAAUUCAACACAACCCUUGGAAAAAGAAGUCCAAAAAUAUGCAACAUUUGUUACUAUGGUUCGGACUAUGAUAGAGUCACUGGCUCCUGCUGUCCUUUCUCUGUUUCUAGGAGUGUGGUCCGAUAGACAUGGAAGGAAGCCUUUGGUUGUUUGGCCCCUAUUGGGCUUGUCCAUAAGCAGUGUGAUGACAGUUGUAUAUUGUAUGCUGGAUGGACUAGGACCCUGGUGGUAUAUCAUCUCUUCCAUUCCGAUGUCCAUGUCUGGAGGGUUCACUGCAUUAUUCACUGGAGCCUUCUGUUAUUUGAGCGACAUCACAUCGUCAGAAAAGAGAUCACUUAGGAUGACAAUACUAGAGGCGUCUGUGUCAGCAGGGAGUGUCAUUGGAUCCAUAGCGAGCUCGUACCUCCUGAGGGCGGUAGGAAAUGUGUAUCUACUGCUGAUAUCAACCUCGCUGUGCGUCAUAGGGUAUCUGUUUACCAACGUGUUCCUAUCAGAAUCUCUGCCCAACGCUACGCCGGGUGGCCUGAAAAGUCUAUUAGACUUAUCACUUGUCAAGGAGAUGAUGGUUAAAUGCUUCAAGAAACGACCCAACUACGGAAGAGCAGUGAUCCUAUUUUUGACGGUCGCAAACAGCCUGUCAAUAUUCAUACUGUAUGGUCUUCUAAGCUUAGACUACAUGUACUGUAGACAGAAGUUACACUGGGCGAUAAAACAGUACUCCACUUUUUCUGCGGUGCACACUACUACGUCGUUCUUUGGAUCAUUCUUCGGUGUGAUUUUGGUGCAGAAGUAUUUGAGAGUUAGCGAUUUGGUGUUUGCAAUUAUAGCCUUUGCGUCGCAGAGCAUAGAGUACAUUAUCAAAGCGUUCGCUACAGUAUCAUGGCAUAUGUACUUAGCCGCCGGUGUGACCAUAUUCAGGGGUCUCUCCGCACCAUUAAUAAGAUCUUAUCUAUCGAAGACAUUGCCUCCAGAAGAUAUAGCUAAAGUAUUUGCUCUGAUGUGCGCUAUAGAAGGAGUGAGUCCACUGAUCUCACCAGUAUUGUAUAGCUCGCUGUACGCUUAUACUCUGUCAGCGUUUCCGGGGGCAAUUUUCAUUUUGAGCGCUGGUAUCACUACGUCAUGUGCUGUGUUUUCAGGAAUCGCGCAGUACCUACGAUGGAGGAGUCCACCGAUCGAAUACGAGGCCGUGAACGUGACUAAUGAAUCGUGAUGAUUCAGAAAAGGAUUCUACGACUUAUAUAUAUAGCUAUAUUGUUAGUUUUAUGACCCCUAUGCUGACGGAAUAAUGAUCUUGCAGAGGUAAAAUAAGUCUGAAUGAACUGUAGACUUAUAAAAGUAAGUAUUUAUAAGGGUUUGGUGUUUUUUGAAAUUGUAAUUUGACAAAUAUUUUUAAGCUAAUGCAUAGCUUUUAUCGCGGGCGACCAAUCAGACCAAAUCAGUCGGCGUUGCCAGUCUUCGGCAUGGUGUUUGUGAGCAUGUGA